Messenger RNA from Closterium sp. NIES-67, 1264 nucleotides. Lineage: Eukaryota; Viridiplantae; Streptophyta; Zygnematophyceae; Desmidiales; Closteriaceae. The record is from the annotation of a GenBank genome assembly.
ACGUGACUUCUGAGUCGACUCAAAAGUCAUUCUGUCUCUCAUCCCAUCCCAUCCCGUCAUUCCCCGCCGCGUGCCGAAAUCAGCCAUUUUCUGCAAGCACAAUCCUGACAGGUCCAGCAUCGCCGUUGAUCCUCUCAUCGCCUUCGAACCUCGUAUCGCCGUCGAUCCUCGCCUCGCCGUCGAUCCUCCAUGGCUACCAGUAAAGCACUGCGAAACGCGGCAAGAUCGCGGUGGCCAUGGCCGCGGAUCGCAGGGGCUGCGAUUCUCGCCGGUGCGACGCUCGGAGUUACUUACAGCGUCGCCGACGACGUUCUGCUCUUCUACCGAUGCAGCAGUGAGGCACUGGAGGUGGCGAAUCAGAACGAGCAGUUAAAGGCGGCGAUUGGAUCGCCAGUAAGGAGGGGGCCCUGGUACAACGCUACUAUCGGUAUCACUCAUGGCGGCCGAGCAGCUUCCGCGACGUUUCCUGUGGAGGGACCCAAGGGCUCUGCUCUAUUUCACCUUCGAGCGAUAAGGACGCAUGGCGGCAGGAGCACCCUGCUCUACAACCUUCAGUCGGAUCCAAAGUGGCAGCUGUUCGUACUGCAAGCCACUGUUGCUCCUAGAGCAGUGGCAUUGCCAGAAGAAGCAGCAAGACCAGCACCAGCAGCACCAGGAGCAUCACCAGCAACAGCAGCAGCAGCAGAUGCAGCAUCAGCACCAGGAACAGCAGCAGCACCAGCAGCAGCACCAGCAGGACCAGCAACACCAGCAGCACCAGCAGCACCAGAAGCACCAACAACAACAACAGCACCAACAGCAGCGCCUCUAUCGUUCCGCAUUGACCUUCUGUACGGCCCUGGUGGCCCCUCAGUAAUUAAGGCUGCUGCAGAGGAGACUCAAGAAGGAGAGUGCUUGCCGUGCCAAGCACGCGCGCCGCAGAAACCAGAAAAGGCAAGCUAGCUAGCUAGCAGCAGUAGCAACAGCAGUAGCAGCAACACUAUCGUUCUGCAUUGACCUUCUGUACGGCCCUGGUGGCCCCUCAGUAAUUAAGGCUGCUGCAGGGGAGACCCAAGAAGGAGAGUGCCUCCUGUGCCAGGCUCUUGUUCCGAGGUCAAACGCUGCGAGCUAGUUCAGGUGGAAAUUCGAUACUGGUACCGUAUGUCAACUCAUACAUGUUAUGCAUGUAGAAGUUAUAGGCUAGUAUCGGUGUGUGCUCCUAGUGAGUACAACCCAACUGCUAAAUGUGUCAUGUUUUCCCUUCUAGUAAAACAUUCGCGUAUUC